CCACGCAACCAUGGCAACCACUCCGGUAUCUACGAUUGGCGGCGGGCGCAGCAGUCGACGGCGUUGAGGUGUGGCGCGAACUUGGAGAUUUAGAGCUGCGAUCCCUUCGACGCUAAGCAGGACUUGAGUCGGCGUACAAUGUCAUCGCCUCGUGUCGCUGUGGUCACAGGUAGCAACAAGGGCAUUGGGUUCUGCAUAGUGAGGUUCCUGUGUCAACAGUUUGAAGGAGAUGUCUUCCUGACAGCCAGGGAUGAGAAGCGCGGGAAUGCAGCAGUGGCAGAGCUCAACAAGCAGUUGCUGCGCCCAAAGUUUCACCAGCUUGACAUCGACGACAUUGAGAGCAUUCGCAGAUUUCGCGACUUCCUCAAGAGCACGUACGGUGGUUUGGACGUGCUCGUGAACAAUGCCGGCAUUGCUUACAAGCAAGCCUCCACAGCACCGUUUGCAGAACAAGCGGAGGUCACUGUCAAGACGAACUUCUUUGGGACGCUCAAUGUCUGCAAGGAGCUCUUUCCUUUGCUGCGACCACACGCCAGAGUGGUUAACGUGAGCAGCAUGGCCGGCAUGCUGCAGAGAAUUCCUGGAGAAGAACUGAAGAAAAAGUUGAACAACCCCGAAAUUAGUCUGGAGGAGCUUUGCAGCCUCAUGAAGGAGUUUGUGCAGGCUGCCAAGGACGGCAAGACUGGUGAGAAAGGAUGGGGGCAGUCGGCUUACGUUGUGUCGAAGGUUGGAGUCACUGUGUUGUCCUUCGUCCAGCAGCGCGAAUUCAACUCAGACCCUCGAGAGGACCUGGUUGUGAACGCUGUGCAUCCAGGCUUCGUGGACACUGACAUGACAAGCCACAAAGGGCCAUUAACACCCGAACAAGGUGCCGAUGCUGCAACCUACUUAGCUCUCCUGCCUCCAAACAUCCAGUCACCCAAAGGAGAGUUUGUCUGGCAUGACCGCACGAUUACCCCGUGGGACAAGUAGAAAAGAAAGAAAGCCCUGAAGGCACUGAACUACCUCUGAUCUUGUAGUCGUAUAAU
Dermacentor albipictus is the source of this 1028-nucleotide messenger RNA. Its product is annotated as carbonyl reductase [NADPH] 1-like. The record is from RefSeq and is a predicted model, not a curated record. Gene Ontology annotation, molecular function: carbonyl reductase (NADPH) activity. NCBI's taxonomy places the organism in Eukaryota, Metazoa, Arthropoda, Arachnida, Ixodida, Ixodidae.